AUUGGCAGAAAAGAUGGCGACCGAUCUAGCAGAAGACAGCGAUUUACAAAAAAAGCCGUUAAUAUUAAGUUGUCAAGUUGAGCAUAUAUCAUAUCGGGUUCUAAUCGCAUCUAUUCAAUAUCAAAAUAACACAUACCGAGGUGUUCUAUUAAAUUGCCAGACAGGAAAUUUACCAGGAACUUUAAAAAUCCCCAAUCUCGCCAUAUCGACAGAAAAGGACCCAUUUAGAAAUGUUGCCCUGAAAUGUGAAGGAGAAGUUCUAGAAAAAGGUAAAGCUGAAGUAUCCGCCCUGAGUCUACGACAUACCUAUAACAAAUCGCCCCUGAAAACGGAAGCAAACUUAUUAUCAGAGCCAAGAACGAAAAGAAUUUCCACAGAAUCACAAAAUUGUAAUUCUCAGUCUGCUACAUCUAUUUGCAAAAGAUUUAAAAUGGCUUCUAAACGAAAGGCCGAUGAGAAUACACCAAAAAGAAAGGUAAAACACCCAAGACUACACCAUUCUAUGGAAAAACCCAGAAUUUUCUCUUCACCCUCUAAAUAUAGAGCCAAAAAUAAGGAAUAUAAUUGUGAAAAUGAUAUUCUGUCAAAUGAGAAUUGCAAUCGUGUUGUAUGGGCUAAAUUGCAUGGCUAUUCGUGGUGGCCUGGCAGGAUAUUGGAGACGAAAUCAACUAAAUAUAGCAUAGGUUGGUUUGGUUCAACCAAAAUGUCUACCUCGAUGCCUAAAAAACGUGUCUGCUCAUUUAUUGAUAAUUUCCACAAGCUCUUCAUACCGGAACGGGACGGUAAUUAUAAGGAAGCAGUCUCCGAUGCCCUAACCUUUCUAUCACCAACCUUGACAAUUGACCAAGUUCUAAAGCUUAAAAAGCUUUAA
This is a messenger RNA of Dimorphilus gyrociliatus, 871 nucleotides long. The record is from the annotation of a GenBank genome assembly. Lineage: Eukaryota; Metazoa; Annelida; Polychaeta; Dinophilidae.